Molecule: messenger RNA, 634 nt
Organism: Magallana angulata
Lineage: Eukaryota; Metazoa; Mollusca; Bivalvia; Ostreida; Ostreidae
Product: sulfiredoxin-1-like
Exons: 2
Coding region: 72-599 (175 amino acids)
Biological process (GO): cellular response to oxidative stress
Cellular component (GO): cytoplasm
Molecular function (GO): sulfiredoxin activity
Source: RefSeq, a predicted model, not a curated record
AAGGCUUCCGGUUGCAAAACGAAAAUAGAAACUGAAAAUAAAAGAAUUUUUUAAGUUCGGUUAACAAAGCUAUGACAGUUAUUCCGGAGAAAAAAUGUAGCCCCUGUCAGUUUGGACCACAUAAUGUUUAUGUGUUGAUACUAUUCAGCUUUGUAAUUUUCAAAGGUCUGGAUUCUGUGUCGUUUUAUGCAAGCUGUCCUACUUUCAUUUUCCCGAGUAAUUGGUUUCUGGAGUUGAACAGGCGUUUAAAGAUGUCAACUGACCAGGAUUCAUCUAUCCACAGUAAACACAUUGCAGAAGUACACAAUGUACCAAUAUCAGUUUUGAUUCGACCGUUUGCAUCUGUUCUAGAUAAUGUGAAAGUGGAAUCUCUGAUGAAAACCAUACAGAAUGAGGGUGAAUCGGACAACGUUCCACCGAUCGAUGUUUUGUGGGUCAAGGGGAGAGAAGGAGGGGACUAUUUUUACUCCUUCGGGGGCUGUCAUCGAUACGAAGCAUAUAAACGUUUAAACAGAGAAACAAUUCCGUGCAAACUGUUUAGAUCCACCACUGGUGAUUUACGAACGUAUUUAGGAAGUUCAACGCCGGAUCUGUUAUAGUAAAUUACCUGUUAUUAAAAGUGCUUGAAUGUAAA